CUGAUACAACCCGAUUCAUUCCGGUAUGUUGAAUUUAUUCCGGUAUGUUCAACCGGCAGUUGUGGGAAUGUUAAUUUGCUCGCAAUGUUGCUGCCGACUAAUAUCCCACUUGCUCUCGAAUAAACGAAAGCGAAUUGCGCCAAUCGUUGAAAAUACUUUUGCCGUGCCGAUUAGUGUCAAAUGUUUUUCAGAAAUCUUCUUUUUUCCUUUCUCAAAAACAUUUCAAUAAUUCUGAAUACUUCAAUUCGGGGAGCAACCAUAACAAUAGAAAUAUGGAGUCGAUGAAGAUGCGCGGCGCACCAAAAAUUCCGGUGGCAAAGCAGAGCUCAACUGCAAGCGCUAAGAAAUCGUCGGUGGAUAAAAAAUUAACCGAAGAAGAGAAUAAAACAAUUAGUGAACUUAAAAAACUUUACUUGGAAACUAUAAAGCUCGACGUGGAUUUGCAGCAGGAAAUUUAUAAUAUGGAAAAAUCCUUUGAGGCAAAGCACAAAGCAAUUUUCGAAAAGCGCUACAACAUUCUCGAAGACUUUCGAAAAAAGUCCCAUGGCGACUCAUCUAGUGAGAGUAAUAUAUCAAAUUUUUGGCUGCGUGUGUUAAAAGCAUCAUACACGGAAUUCAUAAGCAAAAAAGAUGAAAAAAUACUAACGUAUCUCACCGACAUACGUUCAAAACUGUGUAACGAACCAACGGUUAAGUUUAUCAUUGAAUUUCAUUUCGAACCAAAUGAGUUUUUUUCAAAUCGUAUUCUGACCAAAACAUACUUUUUAAAUUGUUUACCCAAUGUGGACGACCCGCUUUCAUAUGAUGGUGCUGAAAUUUAUAAAUGUGAGGGCUGUAAAAUUGACUGGAAGCAAAAUUAUAACGAACAGGAUAAAAAAGCUUACACUUCGUUUUUUGACUUCUUCAAUCCUCCGAAACUACCAGAUGACACAGAAGAUCCUAAUUAUUGCGAUAUAAAUGCAAUUUUACAAAAUGAUUUUGAGCUCGGUUUCUACCUCAAGGAACGUGUCAUCCCAAAGGCUGUUAUGUUUUUCACAGGUGAAAUUGCCGAUUGCCAAAGCUCGGACUCGGAGUCCGAGGAGACAGAUGAUGAUGACGACGAUGAUGAUGUCUCCUCCACCAAUGAUGUCAAUGACGAGUGAACUUAA
Rhagoletis zephyria (snowberry fruit fly) is the source of this 1148-nucleotide messenger RNA. RefSeq names its product milkah (gene mil). Lineage: Eukaryota; Metazoa; Arthropoda; Insecta; Diptera; Tephritidae. The record is from RefSeq and is a predicted model, not a curated record. Gene Ontology annotation, biological process: nucleosome assembly. Gene Ontology annotation, cellular component: nucleus.